This is a messenger RNA of Saccoglossus kowalevskii, 1344 nucleotides long. RefSeq lists its product as uncharacterized. Lineage: Eukaryota; Metazoa; Hemichordata; Enteropneusta; Harrimaniidae. The record is from RefSeq and is a predicted model, not a curated record.
AUGGCUGCUGCCAACGGGACUGAAGAUGCAAUGGCGGAAACAGGAGGAUUGGACAUUGAUCCUGAAGAAAUCCAAGAGAGAGGAAAACAAUUGUAUAAGCUCAUUAAAAAGGGGAAAGAUUUUGCAAAUAAUGGAAAAGACAACUUACGUAAUCUAUGUUGUCCAUGUACACCCUCCGUUAUAUUCGGCAGUAUUCUUGCAGCAUUAGGCGUUACGGCAGUUGUUGGUACAAUCACAGCCGUAGUUAUUGUCACCGGUCAAAAUGGUGCUGGAAAUUCUUCUAUGGAAUUGUCUACACCAUCAUUGGUGCCACAAUCAACCACAUCGAACGAAUUAUACACUUCCACGGAUCAUUCAACAAACUUACCGAGCUCAAAAGGCACCACAGCAGAAUUUCCAACCUCCCCGGUGCCAACUUCAUUGUCUCCAACAUCAGAACACGUACAGAUUUCCACUGUUGGGUCAACAAGUCAAUUAUCCAGCACUGCAGGUGGACCGUUAACAUCUUCCAUCUCGUCAACCAUACUAACCACAGAAUCUAUAUCAACCGAUAUUACCAUGGUAUCCACAUCAGGAACAACGAACAAUUUAGUUCAAACUAGUUCUACAGCCAGCGACGCCAGCAAUGAACCGACAACAAAAAACGCUUCACCAAUCUCUACAGCGGAAAUGAUAUCGACAUUGAUGACAGAGCAAAUAUCAACAAAACUGCCACCAUCCCAAACUACUGAGACGGAGAUACCUACUGAAAUGACGACAAUCACAUCCAAUUCACCUACAACCAGCAGAAGGCAUGGUUCAUCCCAUGCGGCUACGUCACCGCAACCCUUUACAACAUUCACUCCCUUUCGUCCAGCAACUAUUCCACAAACGACAACACAUUCCAUCACAACAGCAAAGGAGUAUACAACAUUCACUCCUUUUCUACCCGCCACAGUCCCACCGAUUACAACACCAUUCACAACUGAUAACUCAUGCUCUCCCACUUGUGACGGUGUUUGCUCGUUACAGAAUGUACUAUCGUGUCCAUGUUCUGGAGCGUCAUGUGAUUACGUUCCCAUUGGAUGUUUCGCUGAUACAAUAAACCGUGCAAUAGCCACACUUGAAGGGACCGAUUCACGUCUGGAUGGAGCAUACCGUUAUCGCACAAACCCUAUCGAGAAAUGUGCUGCCGUGGCUCGAGAUAAUGGUUAUGGAAUGUUUGCGAUACAAAAUGGAGGAUGGUGCGCAUCAAGUUGCACCGCUUGUCAAACGUAUGACAUAUACGGUCCGUCGGCCGCUUGUACUGGGAGUGGGAAGGGUGGUUCAUUCGCCAAUGAUGUUUAUAUUUUUGUUGAUCCCUAA